CGAUCAAAUAAACUUGCCAUGAAGCGUGGUGCUCAGGGUCCGUGAUCAAUGAAAAAAAAAAUGUCUUACAGAUUUGGUUUAUUGGGACAAAGUGAACCAAAGGUUGUCAAGAUUGGCAACCAGAAAUUCCCUUGGCGUUCGAGUGACCCCAGUUUGUGUUCCCCAAACCAGGGUCUUUGAAAAUUCAGCUGUGCCGACAGAUAAUGGCGCAUGUACCUUCAUAGCGUCGUCGUUACUGAUUCCAAAGAUUUCUCCGAAUGAAGACCUGGCUUGUCGUCCAAUUCCUUGAUCAAUGUACGAUAAGAUGUUUGAAGCCACCAUGUCCAACAUGUUGUGCAUGAAGGAAAACGAAGAUGGUGAAGGCGACGAUGGCGACAUGGAAGCUCCGCGGGCUUCUUGGAAGAGAAAGCACGUGGCAAAAAUCGCCAUCAAGAAAAGGCUGAAGACGAAAACCCUCAUGGUGUUGGUGUGGCCUCUCUGUGUGAUGGUCAAUUGGGGACUGAAAGGGUGUUGGAAUGGUGAGCUCUCCCUGAUUUCGGCAGGACAAGAUGACCCAUUGCAAUGUCCACAGGUGGGGCGAGGGUGGUUUGACCACGAAAACAGCUCAACCGACGACAAAAGGGAUGGUUGUUUUUCAAGGAGCCACGGCGGGCCUUAAGAUAAUUGGUCAUUGCUUCUCGUUUAAGCCCGGGCACAGAAAUUGCUUCGCUUACCUCACAGAUAAUCACACAAGCGUGAUUGGAAUGAGGGAACUCUUCAGGGAAAAGGAACCUCAAAUUACGGUGAGACCUCUCGACAGCCAUGACUUAAUUAAGGGACCAGUUGCACAGGAGACAUUUGAAAAGGCAUUGCUGGCAUUUCCCGCCAUGUCUAACUUUUGUGGCUUCAAAUAUCCAAUUGAGUCGGUCUUGAAACUAUGGGGCGAUACUUGGACCACAAUUUUGGACGCAUCGGCCUUGGUAUCGACUUGCGAGUUAAACCUCUCUCAACUGAAACCCGACUUUGUGGUGCUAUCUUUCUACAAAAUAUUCGGAUAUCCUACUGGACUUGGUGCUCUUCUAGUCAAAUCAGAUGUAAUGGAUGCAUUGCAUAAGACCUAUUUCGGUGGAGGUACCGUCGAAAUGCACUUCACAAGAUCAAGCAUUCAUGUCCCGCGUCGUUCUUGGGUGGAUUAUUUUGAGGAUGGAACCCUGCCCUAUCAUCAAAUAAUGGCGCUUCGGCAUGGCUUUUCUGCACUCAAGAGGCAUGUCCCUGGAGGCAUCAAAGCCGUGGAGAGCCAUACAUUUGGUUUAGCUCAAUAUCUCUAUCAAGGAUUGGCUCGAAUCCUUCAUGAGAAUGGAAACCCAGUGGUGGAAAUCUACCAUUCAUCCAAUUUUAUAAGUGUGAAAGAGCAAGGUGGAAUUGUGAACUUCAAUCUGCUUCAGUGUGAUGGAAAGUAUUUUGGGUUCAAUGUUUUUCACAGAUUGGCUAAGCUUGAGCAAGUGCUCGUAAGAGUGGGUUGUUUUUGUAAUGUGGGAGCUUGCCAGAAAUAUCUACAAUUUUCGGACCAAACUAUGAUGGCCAAUUACCAAAAAGGACAUGUGUGUGGUGAUGACAUUGAUUUGGUGAACGGCCAUCCCACUGGAUCAAUCCGGAUAUCGUUUGGCUAUUAUUCAACGACCAACGAUGUGGAUAUUGUGAUUGAUUUGGUACGCAAUCACUUCGUUCAAGAAGAUACUUUGAAGACCCAUUAUUUGAGUACUCAAAAGGCGGUGAUCGAGGCCAUCUAUAUUUACCCAAUUAAAUCGUGUGCACCAAUAAAGGUCAACAGUUGGCGGCUCUCACCUUCUGGUUUAGAAUAUGAUCGUCAUUGGUCCAUAAUGCAAAACGGGAAGUGCCUCAAUCAAAAGAAAAUAAAGAAACUGUGCCUACUUCAACCGGAUCUAAACUUAGUGGAAGGCACUUUGAUUUUGAAUUUUCCUGGAAUGACCCCUCACAUCCUACCCAUUCAGGCAAAAAACGACAGGAGUGAACAGUACGAAGUGUGUCUUGGAAGUGUCUGUGGGGAGACCAUGGAUGGUUUAGAUUGCGGACAAGAUGCCUCGGAAUGGCUGUGCAAAGCGUUUGGAGAAUCCAAUUUAAAGCUUGUGCAACAGCUUGGCCGAUCAUCGGUAAGUUUCAACUCCAUGUCCUUGGCCAAUGAGGCCCCUUACUUAGUGGUGAACAAGUCAAGUGUUGAUCUGUUGUGGAAGAAACUAGUCGAAGACGACCAUCUCAAGACCCAUGACAUGACACUGGAAAUUCUUCAAGAGCAAUUUCGAGCCAAUCUAAUCAUUUCUGGCGACACCGCAUUUCAAGAAGAUCAGUGGGAGAGUAUAAUUGGCCGAGGGUUUAGCCUUGCUUUCCACAAGAAGUGCUUAAGGUGUUCAAUGAUAUCCAUUGAUCAGAGAUCCGGACUAGAGCUAACCGGAGUUAUUAAAACGCUCACGAGAAUGACCAAGAGAGGCUUUUGUUUCGGUACUUUGUUUAAAAAUAGUCCUGAAACGUCCAAUGCUAUUAUCAUUGUUGGCACAAACGUGCAAAUACAAAUGAAACAAAACAAUUAGUGCUAUUAAUGAUUAUGCAAAAAUAUAUUUUCAUCAUGGUA
This is a messenger RNA of Tigriopus californicus, 2626 nucleotides long. RefSeq names its product molybdenum cofactor sulfurase 3-like (gene mal). Lineage: Eukaryota; Metazoa; Arthropoda; Copepoda; Harpacticoida; Harpacticidae. Gene Ontology annotation, molecular function: catalytic activity; molybdenum ion binding; pyridoxal phosphate binding. The record is from RefSeq and is a predicted model, not a curated record. Bases 549 to 2585 code for a protein of 678 amino acids. The transcript is spliced from 2 exons.